CUUCACCCCACACUGGAAAGACGGGAGGGGACUGAACAGUGCGCAGCUCCUGCCGUGACGACACCUCUAGGUGACUCAUGUAGUAUUAUCAGUAUGAACAUCAGUACCAGUGAUAGUUGUGAUGCAUUCCAACUCUCCAGUAGCCACGCCCACGUCCCCAGUAUUACUUGGCCCUACAUCGCCGCUGAGCUGAUCAUCGCUCUCCUCACUAUCGCUGGGAAUUUCCUGGUCUGUCUGGCCGUGAACCGAAACCGGAAGCUACGCACCGUCACCAACUACUUCCUGGUGUCGCUUUCGGUGGCCGACAUCUUUGUGGGCGUGCUGGCGAUCCCGUGUGCCGUGUUGACCGACUUGGGCCAGCCGCGCCACAACCUGCCUCUGUGUCUGCUCCUCCUGAGCGUGCUCAUCGUGCUAACCCAGAGCUCCAUCCUCAGCCUGCUAGCGGUAGCCGCAGAGCGCUACGUGGCCAUCCUGCUGCCGCUCCAGUACCAGAGGAUCGUGAGCCCCAGGAACGCCCGGCUGGCCCUGAUCCUCACCUGGUGUCUGGCCCUAUUCUCUGGUUCCAUCCCUCUGAUGGGCUGGCACGGAUCACUGCCACCUUCUGGGGCCUGUCUCUUCACCUGUGUGGUCAAUUUGAGUUAUAUGGUCUACUUCAACUUCUUGGGCUGCGUGCUGGUUCCCCUGGUGGUCAUGUUUAUCAUCUACGGUCACAUCUUCCUCACGGUCCGACAGCAGCUCAGACGCAUCGCUGCCGGGAGGGGACCAGCCAGACCUGAUACCAGGGAGGGAGAGAGUGGACCAGCCAGACCUGAUACCAGGGAUGGAGAGAGUGGACCAGCCAGGCCUGAUACCAGGGAGGGAGAGAUGGGACCAGCCAGGUCUGAUACCAGGGAGGGAGAGAGGGGACCAGCCAGGCCUAAUACCAGGGAUGGAGAGAGUGGACCAGCCAGACCUGAUACCAGGGAUGGAGAGAGUGGACCAGCCAGGCCUGAUACCAGGGAUGGAGAGAGUGGACCAGCCAGGCCUGAUACCAGGGAUGGAGAGAGUGGACCAGCCAGGCCUGAUACCAGGGAUGGAGCGAUGGGACCAGCCAGACCUGAUACCAGGGAUGGAGAGAUGGGACCAGCCUGGCCUGAUACCAGGGAUGGAGAGAGGGGACCAGCCAGACCUGAUACCAGGGAUGGAGAGAUGGGACCAGCCUGGCCUGAUACCAGGGAUGGAGAGAGGGGACCAGCCUGGCCUGAUACCAGGGAUGGAGAGAUGGGACCAGCCUGGCCUGAUACCAGGGAUUGUGGGACUGGGGCUGGGAGCAGAGAGGAUGAUGCUGGGGCUGGAAAGAGGACUAGGGUUGAGUUUGGGGCUGGAAAGAGGGCUAGGGUUGAGGCUUGGGGUGUUAGUGGGGUAGCAGUGUGGGGAGGAGCUGGGAAUAAAUGGUCAGAGGGUGAGAGUUGGAGUGGAAAUGCUGCGGAGAUGACUAGCCAUGCUAAUGGCUGUGUUAGAACUGAUCCUGGGUCUGUGGUAACCAGCGAAUCCAAAUCCGAGUCCAGAGGUCCAAUGAAGGACAGGUGUGGGUCCGGCGUCAGCGAGUAUAAGCGAGCGGUGCGUAUGCGCCGUGAGGUGAGGAAGACCACCUCUCUGUUCCUGGUGUUGUUCCUGUUUAUGCUGUGCUGGCUGCCUCUCCACUUCCUGAACUGUGUUACGUUGAUGUGCCCGCGCUGCCACGUGCCCCUGCCCCUCACCCUGGCAGCCAUACUGCUGUCCCACGCCAACUCUGCCCUUAACCCGCUGCUCUACGCCUAUCGCAUGAGGUCCUUCAGACACACACUGAGGGCGCUCUGCUGCACACACACUGCAUGAUACACACACACUGCAUGAUACACACACACACUGCAUGAUACACACACACACUGCAUGAUACACACACACACUGCAUGAUACACACACACACUGCAUGAUACACACACACACUGCAUGAUACACACACACACUGCAUGAUACACACACACACUGCAUGAUACACACACACACUGCAUGAUACACACACACACUGCAUGAUACACAC
Molecule: messenger RNA, 2062 nt
Organism: Oncorhynchus keta (chum salmon)
Lineage: Eukaryota; Metazoa; Chordata; Actinopteri; Salmoniformes; Salmonidae
Product: histamine H1 receptor-like
Exons: 5
Coding region: 94-1857 (587 amino acids)
Biological process (GO): adenylate cyclase-activating G protein-coupled receptor signaling pathway; vasodilation; G protein-coupled adenosine receptor signaling pathway
Cellular component (GO): membrane
Molecular function (GO): G protein-coupled adenosine receptor activity
Source: RefSeq, a predicted model, not a curated record